Serpula lacrymans var. lacrymans S7.9 is the source of this 168-nucleotide messenger RNA. RefSeq lists its product as uncharacterized. The coding region runs from base 1 to 168 and encodes 55 amino acids. The record is from RefSeq and is a predicted model, not a curated record. NCBI's taxonomy places the organism in Eukaryota, Fungi, Basidiomycota, Agaricomycetes, Boletales, Serpulaceae. The transcript has a single exon.
AUGUAUUCAUAUUCAUACUCAUUCCCCACGCUCUCACAAAUCUCUUAUGCUCAGGCUGUAUCUCCGGUCCUGUUACAGUUAGUUCAUACAUUACCGCGCUUGCACAAACUGUAUAUACACCCCUUGGCAUCAGCCUGGCAUUUUUAUUUUGUACUGCUGUACGGAUAA